CUUCCUGAAGUCCGGAGGGAAGGUGAUCGACUCUGUCACGUGGCACCAUUACUAUGUGAAUGGCCGGAGUGCAACGAGGGAGGAUUUCCUGAGCCCUGCCGUGCUGGACAGCUUUGCCACAGCUCUGCACCAAGUCCUGGAGAUCGUUGAUGGGACCGUGCCCAACAAGAAGGUCUGGCUGGGAGAGACCAGCUCUGCCUAUGGAGGGGGAGCUCCCAGGCUGUCCAACACUUACAUCGCUGGCUUUAUGUGGUUGGACAAACUUGGGCUCUCAGCCAGGCAGGGGCUCGAUGUGGUGAUGAGACAGGUCUUCUUUGGGGCAGGGUCCUAUCACCUUGUGGAUGCCGACUUGGAGCCGCUGCCGGACUACUGGCUCUCGCUGCUCUAUAAGAAGCUGGUGGGUACCAAGGUGCUGCAGGUUGGCCUGGCAGGAGCCAACAAGAGGAAGCUCCGUGUCUACCUUCACUGCACAAACAGCCUCCACCCAAAGUACAGGGAAGGGGAUGUGACACUGUUUGCCUUAAACCUCUACAACGUCACCCAGCACUUGCAGCUGCCAGCUUACUUAUGGAGCAAGCAGGUGGAUCAGUACCUGCUACUGCCUCAUGGCAAAGAGAACAUACUGUCCAGGUCUAUUGAGCUGAACGGCCGUGUGCUGCGGAUGGUGGACGAGCGAACCCUGCCAGAGCUCAGGGAGGAAGCCCUCGGUCCUGGCAGUGUGCUCGGCCUCCCAGCCCUCCCCUGCGGCUUCUAUGUCAUCAGGAAUGCGAGGUCUGCUGCCUGCCUGUGA
Messenger RNA from Merops nubicus (carmine bee-eater), 790 nucleotides. RefSeq names its product heparanase (gene HPSE). The transcript is spliced from 7 exons. Gene Ontology annotation, cellular component: extracellular matrix; membrane. The record is from RefSeq and is a predicted model, not a curated record. The annotation marks the transcript as partial. Gene Ontology annotation, molecular function: hydrolase activity, acting on glycosyl bonds. NCBI's taxonomy places the organism in Eukaryota, Metazoa, Chordata, Aves, Coraciiformes, Meropidae.